AUAGCCUCCAGAGACGUGUGGGUCUUUAUGGGUCUUCCUGCCAUGCAACAAAACCAGCACUGUAUUUAUCCCCAGGUCUUCUGGACAAGCAGCAGUGCAGUUUCUAGCACUGAUUAUGCCCCAUCGGGAUUGUCCCUCAAUGGGAUUGUGCCCCAUCAAGACAUUUGCCCCCCACCCCUUGUGCCAAAGAAGAAAAGGCAUAAGCAGAACACCAGAGAUGGGACAUAUCUCUGUUUCCUGAUGGUGGCUUUAAUGACCCUUCUGGCCCUCAGUGGAGUUGGGUUGGCAAUGUUUCAGAUCUCCCAUCUGCAGCAGGAACUAGAAGCACUGAAAGAGCUUUCCAGUUCUGGACAGAUGACACAGUCUCCUGAAAAGCUCAAAGAGGUUCUGAAUGGAACAGCAAAAAUGAAAUUCAAGAACAGAGCACACUUAACAGGCAAAGCCAACCAGAAGUCUCUUCCACUGGAGUGGGAAAGUACCUAUGGACAUGCCUUUACCUCUGGAGUUCACUAUGAAAACAGAGGCCUAGUGAUUGAUGAAGCUGGUGUCUAUUUUGUGUACUCCAAAGUGUUCUUCCGGGGUCAGGCCUGCACCACCAAGCCUCUUGACCAUGUUGUGUUUAAAAGAAAUCCAGCUUAUCCUGACAUACAGGUGUUGAUGGAAGACAGAAAGAUGAACUACUGCAUACCAAUGCGCAUGUGGGGCAAAAGUAGCUAUCUAGGUGCCUUGUUCAACCUUUCCAGGCAGGACAGCUUGUAUGUGAGUGUCUCUGAAGUCAUGCUGGUCAGUUCUGAGGAGUCCAAAACCUUCUUUGGCUUAUACAUGCUUUAGAAAAAGCAGGACAACAAGCAUUCAUCAGACUAUGUGGGCAAUGUGAAGAAUCUGAGUAUUAUGAUGACCUUGAAAUAUUAUGGACCACAAAUGCUGCAUCUGUGGCAGGCAGCCAUUUUGAUACUGAGAUAGUUACACCAGGCCCCAA
Messenger RNA from Sceloporus undulatus (fence lizard), 979 nucleotides. RefSeq names its product Fas ligand (gene FASLG). The transcript is spliced from 4 exons. Gene Ontology annotation, biological process: positive regulation of canonical NF-kappaB signal transduction; extrinsic apoptotic signaling pathway via death domain receptors; immune response. Gene Ontology annotation, molecular function: tumor necrosis factor receptor binding. The coding region runs from base 28 to 831 and encodes 267 amino acids. Gene Ontology annotation, cellular component: membrane. Lineage: Eukaryota; Metazoa; Chordata; Lepidosauria; Squamata; Phrynosomatidae. The record is from RefSeq and is a predicted model, not a curated record.